AGGGUGUAAAGGUGCUAGUGGCCCAGCACGAGUGGCACGAGCGGAAAGAGGUAGAAGGGGACGAGGUCCGGGCGUGGCUCGUAGACGCGUUCUGUCGCUUGCUGCAGCCGUGGUCUGACCGCGGUCUGGUUACCUUCUCGUGGGAUGUAUGAGAUGGACCGCAUGUGGCGGAUGUGCUCGGCCUUGUAGUAGGUAGGUGUGUAACUUCAGCAUUAGUUGGCAAUGGGUGACCGUGACCAAGAUCCCGUUCGUCCAUUUGAUGUAUCUUUGUGCGUGCUACUGACAGACCUGUAUAGACUGCCCUCCCUCCCUAUCACGAAGACAUGCCAUAUCAACAAGCAUACGACGAAUGGUUUGACGAAGACAUCUAUCAUGCCUUCACGACGCGCGCCCUUCCGACGGCCCUCUCCGCCCGCAUUCUCGUCGAGGUCUUUGAACUCAUCAUCGACUGCCUGGACAUGUCAAGCUUGACUACCGCGGGGCUGGUCUGUGCAGCGUGGUAUUCCCGAGCUAUGCACAACCUCUACUUCAUCGUCGAGUUGCACGACCGCAAGGGCUUCGACCUGCUGUCCCAGCAGUGUCGCACGUCUCCGCGCGUCAGGCGAUGGCUCGCGACCGCACGCCAGCUAAUCGCUUCGGAUCGCCCCAAGCUCCCUCCCGGGAAAGAAAGAAAGGACAGAAAGAACAGUUGCUUCCUGCACGCACUGCCUCUCGCCCUCGGUCAUGUCCUAUCCGGCGUACAGGUCCUCUCGAUCACAAGGUUUCACCCGAAUGCUACGCCCUUGCCUUUCUUCCUCGCGCUAUCGCACUUCGAAUCCGUCACGUCGCUGACGCUGCUGCACUGCAGACUGAGCAACAUCUCACAACUGCGGCGGCUCGUCUGUGCGUUUCCCCGCCUCAAACACCUCCUGCUGAGCGAAAACAUCCUCGCCCAGGAGUCUCCCGCCGGCCACGUAUAAGAAGCCACGCACUUUCAGCCACCGUCCGACAUACGCCUGCAGCGCCUCGAGAUCUCUCGAGAUCGGUCUGAACGACACGGGGACGUCGGCGACUAUCAUCGACUGGAUCGAGCGCUCGGGGAUCUGCACCUCCCUUGACCACCUGAGGUUUGGUCGCAAGACAACGACCCGCAGAUAUAUCAGCAAGUCAACAGGCUCCUCGUAGCAGCCGGGCCAUCCAUGAUUCGGUACAACGAAGAGUUCCGUUUCUCCAGUUGAG
This is a messenger RNA of Fomitopsis serialis, 1218 nucleotides long. RefSeq lists its product as uncharacterized. Bases 324 to 959 code for a protein of 211 amino acids. Lineage: Eukaryota; Fungi; Basidiomycota; Agaricomycetes; Polyporales; Fomitopsidaceae. The record is from RefSeq and is a predicted model, not a curated record. The transcript has a single exon.